ACUCACAGCUGUAAGCUCUUUACCACUAGAGCUAGAAGCUCCGGUUAAGAGUUAUGUUUUACAUCUAAUGAUAUUCUAUUUUAGAAUACAAAUACAAUAAUAAACAUAAAAUAAAUGAUUUACUCUAGAGUAGACCUAUUUUUAAUAGGAUUUUUGCACUAGAUAUACAUGGAAGAGAUGUAAAUUAGGUAAGUGGGCAUCGUAUUGUUGAGUUUUCGGUAAUACCGACAGUAUCCUUACUAUGAGAGAGAACGGAGGAUGUAGGGCCACAAAACUAGUAUGGCGCUUUGUGCAGACAACCGGGAGAAGGCGGUAGAACACGCUUUGUACUGUAGAUGAAAAUAUCUUUGGUACAAUAAAACUGUACUUUCAAAGCGUGCAAAAAACCUAUAUUUAUGUCUAUCCCUUUUUAUAAUAUAUUUAUCGUUUCCUUCGUAUUGUACGCCUUUCAUUUUCUAUCAUCUCUCAUCAGGCAUUUCAUUUUCACUUCUCUAUCAACCACACAGUUAUGGUAAUCGACAUGGCGUCUUCACGGAGUCGUGAUUUUUCCGAAGAAGACCUGGAGGAAACCACCGUACCCUUACCGGAAAUGAUGUUCGCCGAGGGAGAGGAACCCGUCGGUGUUAGGGUUCUGACAUACCAGUCGUCGCGUGCGCUAAACACAAUUCUUGAAGCUCUUGAAUCAAGAGUUCUAUACAUUCCCGCUUCACGUCUACGAAAAUAUCUUCUUCGCAUCGUCGCACUCCCAGCCACUACUUUUAAUCCGUAUAUACACCAUAUUUGUUAUACCAAGCCUGAAAAUAUUUAUUCAUCAACUGAUGAAAUUUUUGUACAACAACCUGCCGGUUCAACGUUGUCUUUUCUUCCAAAUCUUCGCCUUCUUAUGUUGCCCUGUAUUUAUUGCCGGUUUGCAACCUCAAAACUCCAGCCAUUAUCCUCUACACUUAUGGGAAGCAUACCUGUUUGUCGAGGAGAGGACAAAUACUCGACAAAUACAUCACACUUUUAUACUAUCAUAACAAUUGUUUGUGUGAUCACGUGUAGAUGAAAUGAGUAAUAUAAUUUUUUUUUUAAAGAAACCCUUGUCUUUGAAGUAACCGGUUGCAGGUAACACAUUAUCGGAUGCGUUAGACAUUGCGGAGGUUAAUAUCGACUUUCUCCUAACUCGUUUCACUUGUUCGCCAAUUAAUAAAAACAAUGUCCACUUACCUAAUUAACAAUCUUGUUUUGGUUAUUCACCCAAAUUAGCCUUUUUAAUACUAAAUACUUAAAUACUAGGUGAUAACCCGCGCAUCCAUGCGCGGAGUUAUGGAAUAAAAAAAAUUAUAAUUUAAAACUAUAUUGCUUAAUUUAUUAGUGUAAUUUAAAUAUAUUUGAAUAAAAAAAUAUGAGAGUAAGCAAAGACUUAUAUAAAUUUAUUAUGAGUUUAUGAUAAAAUAAAACAUAAGCAAUAGAAUUAUUAUUUUCAUAAUAUAAAUUAUGAAUAUAAAAAGAAGAAAAAAUAGGAAUAUAAUAAUAAAAUACUAAAGAAACAAAUUUUAAAGAACCAAAUUUUUAAAAAGACUGAUAAAACCACAACUGAGAAGUGUGUUCACAAUUCUUCGUUUGCAAUCCUAUAAAGAGACAUAACAAAGUAUCAACUUAGUAAAAUAAACACAAAUAAUGAUAGUCCAAAUUCACUAAAAGAAAUGAUAUACUACCUUAUGAAAGCAUCAAUUUCUGGAACAUCAUUGAGUUAAAAAAUAAUUUUCGAAAACCCCAUCAAUUUUAAUUAAAAUAUAUUAAAAUAUUACAUUUAACAUUGAAAAAGAUUGUAGAAACUUACAUUAGAAUCAAUGAAAAUCAUUUAAAUGGUUAGGUCACCAGCAGCAAACCAUUGCUUCCACAAUCGAACAAUACUAACCCUCACACUCCACAUUGUCUUAAAAGGUUUCAAAUCGGCUACAGAGUUAAAGCCCGCCAUAGUGAUGUGCAAGCUCGAAAAUUUUGGUAAGGAUGUUUUGAGAAGGAAAUGGUGGUGAGGAGAAAACAAUAUAAAGCAUUGUAUUUAUAGAUGCAAUGGCGGGUCUAUGGUAUACUUGCAUAUCUGAGAUUUAUUUUAAUUUUCGUAACAAUAAUUAAUAUGAAAUUUUGAGAACUUACCUUAUUCCUUGCUCGUCGAAUCAAUAACGUUAAUCACUAAUUCUCAGUUAUUAUGUACAAUCAAAAAUAAAAGCGUUGAGGCUAAUUGGAGAAAAUAAUAUUUUGACUUUCUUAUUUAUAUUUUUUAAUUGAUUUGGAUGUGUACUAAGGUAAACCAAUGUUAAUGUUGAUAUAUUGUUUUCAUCAUCUGCUUAAUACGAUGAAUAGGAAUCUUAUAUUCAAACUAUACUUAAUGCAUUUAAUUAAUAUGGAAUUUUGAGAACUUACCUUAUUCCUUGCUCGUCUAAUCACAUGGUAUAUUGUAGGAAACAAAGAGUUAAUUUGGUCAACGAAAUUUAGUUUUUAAUCAAUCAGUUUUGAAAAUAUGCUAGCAGACUCAAAACGUGUGAUAUUAUGUAAGGAUGAGUAAAUUCAUAAUAUCAGUUUUGAAAUAUGUAAACUGACUUUAAAUCAAUCAGUUAUCAUCUAGGAUCAUAUCAUUAAAGUUGGUUGGUAUAAUUAAAUUUUAAAUCAAUCACUCUUUUCUUUAUGUCUAUAUGAAUUGGAAAUAAUUGACGUGAACCUUUUAAAUGACCGGUUUUGAUCAAAUAUUUUAUAUGUAAUAUGAAAACCAAUUUAGAUAAACACCCCUUUUGAUAUAUAUAUAUAUAUAUAUAUAUAUAUAUUAGAUAUGUCACGAAAUAUAUCAUAUAUGUCACGAAAGUAACAUUAAAAUAAACGUUAAAUUAUUACAACAUACGUUAAGGUGAGUGUUCUUGUCCCAAACCGGUUUUAAAUUGUUAAGGCGAGAGUUCUUGUCUCGAACCGGUUUUAAAUCGUAAGUUACCAAUUAAUAUGAUUAAAACAUUAUGUUAAGCACCAAUUAAUGAGUAAUGGCAAAGUAUGUAAUAAUUCUAGUAAAGAGAGGGUUUUUACCUAGAGAGUGUGAGAAUGAAUAUGGUGUUGCCACAUAGGAAAUGACAUAUUUGUUAAUAGCACAUGAGCAUAAGGUUACUCUUUAAAAAUGCUCCUACUUUAAAAAUGAGUUAUUUUCACAAUAGGGCAAUUUCCAUGUUUUUAUGUCAUAAAAAGGCACUUCCCGCUACUGAGGCAGUUUCUAUGUGAGAAGAUCCAACUUGCUCUUAGUUGGAUUGUUGGAUUUUCAAAAUUUAAAAUCGGUGUGAUGGGCCCACAAGCGUAAGAAAUCCCACUUUCAAUUAUUUUAAAUAUUAAAGACGGAUUUGUAAGGGAAAUUAUUCACUUUCACCUUUGCUUUUAUCGAGACCAGAGGAAAAAACUGAAAAGGCGAUAACGAGUCUAAAAAUCGACGGCGAGGUUCGGCGAGGAGAAACAAGAUGUCUCGACGGCGAAGUCUGCGUGGUAAAGAGAUUUCCGUUGACGAGGUACAGGAUGUACCGGAGAGUCUACCGGAGAGGUUAUUUGCAACGGAUCGCUUCCCAUGCGAGAGAAUCAACAUGUACUCGACUAUAGAUUAUCUUCUGUGUGUUCGAGACGCACUAAACGGCACUGAGGAGAUGGCGAUGUUGUUGAGAUCUUGCUUUGGAAUCCUAUUUAGGUUGCCGGUCGGGAGGUUGCUGAUGGGCAAAGUGAUACACGGGAUGCUCACUAGGCAGGUGCUUACGAAGAGGAAAUAUGAGCUGUGGCCGGUGUUUGGUGGAAACCCCUUUAGGUUUUCGUUGGUGGAGUUUGGGGAGGUGACCGGUUUGCCCUGUGACGAGUUCGAAGAGGGUUACAGCAUCGACUACGAAUUGCCGGCAACGGAGGAGAACUAUGCGUACUGGGAAAGGUUGAUUGGUCCUGACAGGGAUGCGUCCAUCGAAGACCUUGCGGCAAUGGUUUUAGGUGACACAGUGAUGUCGGCCUCUCGCAAGUUGAGGUUGUGUUUGAUAAUAAUUGUAGACGGGGUGCUAGUGCCUACAUCUCAAAAACAGAAGCCGAGUCUGAAACAUGUGAAUCUUGUGAAGAACCUCAAGAAUUUCCUUGCUUUUCAGUGGGGAAGGGAGUCCUUUGCUUGGGCAAUAAGGACGAUGAAGCCAGGUCCAAAAGUGAUGGGUAAGUGCGAGGAUCCAAAUGGAGAUUUCUGUAAGAAGCUGAGGCAGAAGACUAUUAGGAUUCUUGGUUUUCUGUUGGCGUUGCAGUUGGUGGCGUUUGAACUUAUCCCCCAGUUGCUCAAACAAGCACGUGGGGAUGAUAGCACAACUUUGCUUACUUUCCAUGGGCAGGUAUUGCCACAGCAUGCAGGGUUGACUGUGGUUGAUGUGCGCAAAGUGGAGCAUGAUGCGGGGGUAAGGAUUUGGUUUUAUGUUUCUUGUUUUCAGAUAUGAGUAGUUAUUGUACACUGGUUAACUAAUAUAGUGUACAUUUUAAAGUUCAUGUGUCCGUGUAUUUUAUGUAUGGUUGUACACUAAGACUUGUAGCGUGUACAUAACUAAAGUAGUUGUACGCAUGGAUGCUUUAAAACUAAUCGGAGUUUAUAUGAUUUCCUUGUUGCAUUUGGUUGUGCAGCCGAUGAUGGAGAUUAGUGGUACGCAUGAGGAACGAUGGGCAGCCUGGGAUGAUGAAAAGUAUGACAAAAAGAUGGAGAACAUGCUUGGGAUGAUAAAAAAUGGGCAUGUGUUUAGCAAGAGUGAUUGGGGCGGCGGCGAUGCAGGGGAUCCAAUUUACAAGCACCGUGAGAAAGUGAAUGCUAAGAAGCGGAAGGGCGCAGCGCACGUUGGAGUGACCGAAGCACCCGUUCUAAAGCAGAGACGUGUCAGCGGUUAUUUCAGACGUGGAGCUAUGGUGGAUGUAGAGGAGUAUAGGAGGAUGGAGGCGCAUGUCCAAGAAUUGGUGUUAGAAGUUCAGAAGCUCAAAAACGUGGUGGAGAAACAAGGUAGGAAGUUUGAGAAAUGGAAGACCUUUGUUAAGGGGAAGAGCUCAAUAAAAAAACAAGGGAGUAUUAAGAGUAGGAUCAAGAGAAGACCGUAGAUGGAAGUGUAGGGACUGUAAGACGUUCCCCGGAGGUUGAGGACGAGGACGACCGUGUGGAGGAUGAUAUUCCUGCCAUUAGCGCCGGUGAUACGCAGGGCGAAGGGGACGUUAGAACGCCUGAACAGAGUUCUCGGUCGAUGUCAGAGGACAGGCCGUCUUUGUUAGUUAGAUUGCCACCGGGCAACGGUGUGCCUUUGCAAUGGGUGGAAACAGGGGCUAGGGACAAAGUUGUAUAUCGGGCCGUGCACAGCCAAACUUUCUUUGUGCACAGUGAGGAAGAGGUUUGUAACGCGCCUUUGUCAAAAUAAAAUGUAGAGGAUUAUCUAGGGACUCAUGUGUUUGAGAUGAUGUGCAGGAUAGCAGCGUUGGUGGUGGGAGUCGGGAGCAGGGAGGAUCGGGUGACGGGUUGGAUGCCAGUGUAAGUUAUUUGUAACAUAUUAUUUAUGUUCCUAUUCAAUGUUGGAAUUGAAUUUGAUGUCCUUAAUUGCGUUUUUCAGGCUAUGUCCGAUUUGGAUGCUUUAGUGUUGGCAGCCACCGGAGUUAAGGCUGGUGGCACGAAGUCAGAGGUACAAAAGUUAUUGCUUUUGGUGGAUGUUCUAGGUAUGACACUUUUUUUUAAUGGUGGUUUACUUUUUCAUUAGGGGACCCCUCAAUCAGUUUUAAAAAUAUGCUAGCAGACUCAAAACGUGUGACAUUAUGUAAGGAUGAGUAAAUUCAUAAUAUCAGUUUUGAAAUAUGUAAGCUGACUUUAAAUCAAUCAGUUAUCACCUAGGAUCAUAUCAUUAAAGUUGGCUGGUAUAAUUAAAUUUUAAAUCAAUCACUCUUUUCUUUAUGUCUAUAUGAAUUGGAAAUAAUUGACGUGAACCUUUUAAAUGACCGGUUUUGAUCAAAUAUUUUAUAUGUAAUAUGAAAACCAAUUUAGAUAACCACCCCUUUUGAUAUAUAUAUAUAUAUAUAUAUAUAUAUAUAUAUAUAUAUAUAUAUAUAUAUAUAUAUAUAUAUAUAUAUAUAUAUAUAUAUAUAUAUAUAUAUAUAUUAGAUAUGUCACGAAAUAUAUCAUAUAUGUCACGAAAGUAACAUUAAAAUAAACGUUAAAUUACUACAACAUACGUUAAGGUGAGAGUUCUUGUCCCAAACCGGUUUUAAAUUGUUAAGGCGAGAGUUCUUGUCUCGAACCGGUUUUAAAUCGUAAGUUACCAAUUAAUAUGAUUAAAACAUUAUGUUAAGAACCAAUUAAUGAGUAAUGGCAAAGUAUGUAAUAAUUCUAGUAAAGAGAUGAUUUUUACCUAGAGAAUAUGAGAAUGAAUAUGGUAUUACCACAUAGGAAAUGACAUAUUUGUUAAUAGUAUAUGAGUAUAAGGUUACUCUUUAAAAAUGCUCAUACUUUAAUAAU
Messenger RNA from Brassica rapa (field mustard), 6505 nucleotides. RefSeq lists its product as uncharacterized. The record is from RefSeq and is a predicted model, not a curated record. NCBI's taxonomy places the organism in Eukaryota, Viridiplantae, Streptophyta, Magnoliopsida, Brassicales, Brassicaceae.